Molecule: messenger RNA, 1917 nt
Organism: Gossypium raimondii (Peruvian cotton)
Lineage: Eukaryota; Viridiplantae; Streptophyta; Magnoliopsida; Malvales; Malvaceae
Product: zinc finger CCCH domain-containing protein ZFN-like
Exons: 7
Coding region: 274-1623 (449 amino acids)
Molecular function (GO): metal ion binding; mRNA binding
Source: RefSeq, a predicted model, not a curated record
AUUUUUAUUUUAUGUUUUAUUAUUUUUUUUUGUGGAGAAGAGAAAACAACGCUAUUUCGCCUUUAUCAAAAAAUCAAAUUCUUUUUUAGUAAAAAAAAAAAAAUCUCUCUGAAAAUAACCGUUUUUUGGUUUCUCUGGUUUUUCUGUUACGAAGGAGGAGAGAGGGGGCAGAGGUUUUUUUUUGGCGAAAGUGACGGCGUGGUUUUGUGACGGAGGAAUGAGAGUUCCGGCUUGGAGGUGGUGCUAACGUGACAAUAGUGGUGAUGGAGGAAGAUGACUGCUGAAUGGAAAUUAUUAUUCGAUGCAGGAAUUUCGAUGUCCCGAAUAGCAUCAGCAGUGGCCGUAGCUGUGACUGAAGGUGCCUCGCUUUCACCGUCGUUGAAUCAAGAUGCUAUGUGGCAAAUGAACUUAAGAUCCAGUGAAACAAUGGAAUCUGGUUACUACCCAGAGCGUCCUGGGGAACCAGAUUGUUCUUAUUAUAUUAGGACGGGCCUUUGUAGAUUUGGAGCUACAUGUCGUUUUAAUCAUCCUCCUAACAGAAAGCUGGCUAUUGCCGCUGCUAGAAUGAAAGGAGAGUUUCCAGAAAGAGUAGGACAACCUGAAUGUCAGUACUACCUGAAAACAGGAACUUGCAAAUUUGGAGCUACAUGCAAGUUUCAUCAUCCUAGAGAACAAGCAGGGAUAGCUGGGAGAGUUUCCUUAAAUAUUUUGGGCUAUCCUUUUCGCCCGAAUGAGACUGAGUGUGCAUAUUAUCUAAGAACCGGACAAUGCAAGUUUGGGAGCACUUGUAAAUUCCAUCAUCCUCAGCCAACUAAUAUGAUGAUUUCAUUGCGUGGCUCUCCUAUUUAUCCGACUGUCGCUUCUCCAACCACUCCUGGUCAGCAGUCAUAUCCAGGAGGGAUUACAAAUUGGUCAAGAGCAUCUUUCAUUCCUAGCCCCCGCUGGCAAGGUCCUUCAAGUUAUGCACCUCUGAUUUUACCCCAAGGGAUGGUAUCAGUUCCAGGGUGGAAUGCUUACAGCGCAUCAGUCUCUUCUUCAGAGAACCUGCAGCAGACAAAUGGAAAUAAUCAAAUCUAUGGAACCUCAAACCAGAAUGAAUCGGUGACUGGAGGAUCUCAAGCAUCCUUUUCUCAAUUUCGUUCUGGCUCUGUCCCUAUAGGUUUUUAUGCAUUGCCGAGGGAGAAUGUAUUUCCUGAGAGACCUGGCCAGCCCGAAUGCCAAUUUUACAUGAAGACCGGAGAUUGUAAAUUUGGAGCAGUUUGUAGGUUUCAUCACCCACGAGAGAGAGUUCCUCCUGCCCCUGAUUGUUUGUUGAGUCCAAUAGGCCUUCCUUUACGUCCGGGAGAACCUUUAUGCGAUUUCUAUUCUCGAUAUGGAAUUUGCAAGUUUGGUCCAAGUUGCAAGUUUAACCAUCCUAUGGGAAUUUUCACGUACAAUUACUCCAUAUCAUCUCCAUCUGGUGCCCCUGUACACCAUCUCUUGGGGUCUUCUUCAGGAACUUCUGGGUUAAACCUGUCGUCGGAGGGGCUUGUUGAAUCAGGCUCUACAAAGCUCAGGCGAAUUUCGCUUUCAGAGAAUAGGCAAUUGUCUUCUAGUGAUGAAAAUAUUGAUACAGAGGGAUAAACACUGCAACAUGAUAGGAGCUGAUUACAGUUUGACAAUCUUUUAGUUGAUGAGGCAGAGUAAUCUAUAAAUUCAUUUCCCAUUGUUGGAGAUGUUCACAGUUAUGUUCUUUUGAAAAUACACAAUUCAGUUGACAGUUGUGUCAUCUGAAUUUCUUGUAUAAAUCUGAAAAUGAUUCCACAUUUGGUAAAACCUUGUGAACAGUUCAUCUGUCCCGAAACUCCUUUUUACUUUUUUGUGUGUUAUAUUUCUUUCACAGUAUGGUAUACGAGGCAUUGCUUUUGCAGUUUUUAA